UGAAAAAUGCUCAUAAUUCACAGUUUUUGUAACUUUCAAUGGUCCACUGUGUGAACUGUUACAAAUUGAGAACAACCUGUAUAAUAGGCUAUUUUUUUAAAAAAAAUUGCUACUUUGCAUUAAUGAGUAAUUAACUUAUCCUGUGAUUACUUUGUGUCUCUUUUAGACUUAUUCGGGACACAGCAUCCCUGGACAUCACCAGUCCAACUUUCACGGAUGUCCAAAUGCGCUUCCAGCGAGAUGAUUCAAGCGUUUCUACAUUGAUAUCAUCUCCUUCAACUGGUACUCUUCGUAUUCUUAUCAGUCUGGACUCCAGUGUUCUCAACAGCAAGAUUGCCUACCAACCUCAGUCUAACCCUCGGAAUGAAAAGGAUAUCUUAAAAAGUGAAAUAUCCUUCAAAAAUCCAGAACUGAUUCAAAUCAAAACCAACUGGGAAGAAAAUGCUGUUCCAGAGUUCCUUGAAGGUUUAAAAGAGAAGGUCCCUAAAAUGGCCGAUGCUUUGUACCAUGUUGCUGACAAGUACCACCGUGAACAUACAGGCAUGGAAAUCAGCUCUGCUGCCUCAAAACUGAAGACUACUCUGAGAAGAAAUAUUGACAGCACAUACAUGAACACAGUAAACAGCAUCAGUGAAUUAGAACAACAGCUUCAUGAAGUAACGAAUCAGGUCACAGGACAAUACGAACAGAUUAAGGCACAAUCCAGAAAGCUAUACAACAAAGCUGCAGACCAAGCUAGCCAAAUAGAUUAUGACCAGAUCAGAGCCCAAUUUUGGGAUGCCAUAAUGGAUGCAAUAGUAGAAUACCAUAAACAAAUCAAACGUCUCAUUGACUCCGCCAUUGAGUUUUUGAAAGUAACAAGAUUCCAGGUACCAGGCCUUCCUGGGAGGCACACCGGUGAAGAACUUUAUGUGAAAAUCACUGAAAAAGUAGCAAAAGCUGUAGAUCAGUGCAUUACAAGAGUGCAGGAAUAUUUUGAUUCUUUGGUUGCCUUUGUCAAUAAAGCAGAAAUUAAAAUCCCAGCUUCCUCUGAGGUAAUCAAAGGCAGUGACGUACUGGCAGAAAUCAAAACAUUUUUAACCCAUGUACAAAAGAAAACUAGUCAGAUAUUUGUUGGUCUCCGGGAGAUUGACUUUGCACAACAUCUAAGAAACCUAAAAGAAGGGAUUCAGCAAGUCUUCCAAAAGAUAGAAGAGUUUAUCAGAAACUUACAAGCUCAAAACUAUGACGAUCUGAGAGAGCAAACAAAAAAACUGCUUGUGAUGUUCUUACAGGGCCUGAAGAGCGUAGCAGGUGACGUAAAAUAUUUCGCUCCUCGCAUUGAAAACAUUAUCCAGAAUACUUUCUCCGACAUUUCUAAUAAGUUAGAAGACAUUCUACACGGCAUAAGAGAUUUGAGGAAGGAAUAUUUUGACCCAAGUGUUGUUGGAUGGUCAGUAAAAUAUUAUGAAGUGGAAGAAAAACUGAUCAAAUGGCUGAAGACUUUUUUUAAUACUAUACUCGAGUGGCACACCAAAUGGAUAAACGAUACUGCUAACUGGAUGAUAAACCUGACAGACCAAGCAAAAGAAGUUCUGGAGAACCAAGAAAAACUUGCUGAGCUUUCUAAAACUGCACAUGAAAAGAUCCAGUAUUGGUCUAAAGUAGCCAAACAGAGAGCUGCCGAACGAAACCAACAGGUGCAGGCAAAGUUGCAGGAGUCAUAUGAGCAGCUUUCCAAUUCUUAUGGAACACUCAUCAGUGAGACAAAAAGAUUGAUUGACUUGACAAUUGAGAAGUACACUACAUUCUUCCAAUAUCUCCAGAAGCUACUCGAUUGGCUUGAGAAAGUGACAGCUGAUACUUUGAGGCCCUACAUAGCUGUUCGCCAAGGAGAGCUCAGAAUAGAUAUCCCGAAACCGUUCAAUUUGUCAGCAAUUUAUCAAGGCCCAUCAAGCGAUGAAGACCUUCAACAGAAACAAACUAUUUUGGUAAGACCCUGAUCUAAAUGCCACCCAAAAAAUAAAUAAAUCGGUGAGCAGCAAAAUUUCAUGGAUCUGUAGAUUAAUGCCCGGGCAACUGUGGAACAGAUCAAGCAGAAUGUACAUAUGUACUCACAGGAAGGGGCGAGGAUGAUACAAAUUGUGAUCACAUAUUUAAAGGUAGCAAUCUGAAUUUCUGCACUAUCAGUAAACUAUUUUAAGCUGUUGUAUAUGAAAACUAAAUAAUCUGUGAGUCAGUUUGUUCCUCUGCAAAGUCAAUAAAUGAAUUCAUUUA
Messenger RNA from Thamnophis sirtalis, 2256 nucleotides. Lineage: Eukaryota; Metazoa; Chordata; Lepidosauria; Squamata; Natricidae. The record is from RefSeq and is a predicted model, not a curated record.